Molecule: messenger RNA, 7109 nt
Organism: Lepisosteus oculatus (spotted gar)
Lineage: Eukaryota; Metazoa; Chordata; Actinopteri; Semionotiformes; Lepisosteidae
Gene: btaf1
Product: BTAF1 RNA polymerase II, B-TFIID transcription factor-associated
Molecular function (GO): DNA binding; TBP-class protein binding; ATP hydrolysis activity
Source: RefSeq, a predicted model, not a curated record
UGCAAGAUGGCUCCUCAUAUAAAACCAGACUCCUGGGUUCUCUUUAGUGAACAACAAAAUUAUUGUUUAUUCCUUAUUCGAAUAAAAUACCUUUCCGGAUGCAGUUCAGCGGGAUAAUCUAAGCUUUAAGACUAAUAUAAAUGUAUUGUAAGGCGUUACGUUAUAGUGCGAGGCAAUCUGGUUAAACGGGGGAGCUUUUAUGAAGCUAUGAAUUAAAAGCACCCUUUCGUCAGUCUGGCUUUGGAUGGUGAGCGAAAGAGCUGGGCCUCUCCGAAGCCACCGGAUCUUUUGAGAUUAGAAAACCAAGGCAAUAGGAAAUAGAUGGUUUAUUUUUGUGGGUAGACAGACCACGCAAGAUUACAGCUUUGCUCUUAAUUCACCAACAUGGCCGUAUCAAGGCUUGACCGUCUGUUCAUUUUGUUGGACACUGGGACGACCCCAGUGACAAGGAAAGCAGCGGCACAGCAGCUGGGAGAUGUGGUAAAGCUUCACCCACACGAGCUGAAUAACCUCUUAUCUAAAGUUUUAACGUAUUUACGAAGUCCUAACUGGGACACACGCAUCGCAGCAGGCCAAGCGGUAGAAGCCAUUGUGAAAAAUGUGCCUGAGUGGAAUCCACCUGCGAAGCCCAAGGAAGAGUCUUGCUCCGACUUUUCCAUGGAAGAAACGUCAUCAGACCGACUGAGCUUCUGCAGGUUUGACAUCUCCCGCCUGCUGAAACAUGGAGCAUCCCUACUGGGAUCUGCUGGUGCAGAGUUUGAAGUCCAGGAUGACAAAUCGGCAGGCGAGGUUGAUCCCAAGGAGAGGCUUGCUCGACAGAGGAAGCUGCUGCAGAAGAAGCUUGGACUCGACAUGGGAGCAGCCAUUGGCAUGGACACGGAAGAGCUGUUCAACGAUGAAGACCUGGAUUACACUCCAUCCUCAGGGCCUGCAGGAAAUAAACUCCCUGGAGGAAAAGCCUCUAGUAGCCUUGCCCCACGGAAUCAUGCAACUAUGCAGGCAGCUGAAUUAAUCGACUCUGAAUUUCGGCCAGGAAUGAGCAACAGACAGAAGAACAAAGCAAAGAGAAUGGCAAAACUGGUUGCCAAGCAGAGAUCCAGAGAUGUAGAACCUAAUGAGAAAAGUAAUGACAGCUUUGAUGGAGAGCCUGAGGAGAAAAGAAGGAAAACAACGAAUGUUGUUAUUGAGCAACCAGCAACAGACAUCAAAGUCUUAAUAGAUAAUGUUCCCGAUAACUCAAACCUGUUUGAUGAGAUUAAUGAGUGGCCAUUGGAGAGCUUUUGUGAUGAACUUUGUAAUGAUCUAUUUAAUCCAUCGUGGGAGAUUCGUCAUGGUGCAGGAACAGGUCUCAGGGAGAUACUUAAAUGUCAUGGUACUGGUGGUGGAAAACUGGUUGACAGCACCCUAGAGGAGAUGACUCGGCAGCAUCAGGAGUGGUUAGAAGAUCUUGUUAUUAGGCUGCUUUGUGUCUUUGCACUCGACAGAUUUGGAGAUUUUAUCUCUGAUGAGGUGGUGGCGCCAGUACGAGAGACCUGUGCCCAGACUUUAGGAGUAGCUCUGAAGCACAUGAAUGAACUUGGGGUGGAGAGAACAGUGGAUGUUCUCUUGAAGCUGCUGACAGAGGAUCAGUGGGAAGUGAGACAUGGCGGGCUUCUUGGUAUAAAGUAUGCCUUGGCUGUUCGACAGGAUAUGAUUGGAGCCCUGUUACCCAAAGUGCUGCCCGCCAUCACAGAGGGCCUGCAGGACCUGGAUGACGAUGUCAGGGCUGUCGCUGCAGCAGCUCUCAUCCCAGUUGUGGACGGUCUGGUUCAGCUUCUGCCCUCUAAGGUGCCCUUCAUCGUCAACACGCUGUGGGAUGCUCUUCUUGAGCUGGAUGACCUGACGGCCUCCACCAACAGCAUAAUGACUCUGCUGUCUUCACUGCUUACGUACCCUCAGGUCCGCCAGUGCAGUAUUCAGCAGUCGCUCACAGUUCUAGUCCCUCGCGUCUGGCCGUUCCUGCGGCAUACCAUAUCAUCUGUCCGCAGAGCCGCGUUGGAAACCUUGUUCACUCUCCUGUCAAAAGAAGAUCAAAGCUGUGCUGUGUGGCUCACCCCAAUACUCCAGGACAUGCUCAGGCACAUCUUCCAGUCCUGCAUACUGGAAAGCAACCAGGAGAUCCUGGACCUCAUUCAAAAGGUGUGGACUGAGUUAAUACGACAGGCUCCACAGCAGUAUGUUGUAGCAGCCAGCUGCCCAUGGAUGGGAGCCUGGCUGUGUUUAAUGAUGCAGCCUUCUCACAUGCCAAUUGAUCUCAACAUGCUGUUGGAAGUCAAAGCCAGAUCCAAGGAAAAGACUGGCUUAAAAGCACGGCAGGGACCCAGUCAGGUGAAAGAGACGAUCCAGGAGUACAUAGCUGGGGCUGACACAGUGACAGAGGACCUGGCCACUAGAGAUUAUGUGGUCAUGCGUGCCCGCAUGAUGGCAGCAAAGUUGCUCGGAGCACUGUGUCAAUGUAUAUGUGACCCCGGGGUUAAUUCAACAAGCCAGGAAAUAAGGCCGGCUGAGUCACUGGCUCAGCUGCUGCUUUUCCAUCUGAACUCCAAGUCUGCGCUGCAGAGGAUUGCUGUGGCCCUAGUGCUGUGUGAGUGGGCAGCACUGCAGAAGGACUGUAAGACUGUCUCCAGUGCGGUGCAACCUCGGCUGCUUGCCAUUCUGUCGGAGCAUCUGUAUUACGAUGAGAUUGCCAUUCCUUUUACCCGAAUGCAGAAUGAGUGCAAGCAGCUGAUCACUUUACUAUCUGAUGCACAAAUUGACGUCAGGGACAGAGUCAACUGCAGUGUGUUUACAAUAGAUCAAGCUAAUGAGCUGGUCACUACCAUCUUUAAUGAGUCCACAGCGGCUCUAAACCUGAAGUCUAAAUCCUGCCAGCAGCUGGACAGCAAAAGGCAGCAAGUUCAGAUGACUGUGACGGAGACUAACCAAGAGUGGCAAGUCCUCCACCUGCGGGUUCACAUGUUCACCGCCUGUGCCAUCGUCAACCUCCUGCUGCUGCCAGACAAGCUGAAUCCCGUGAUCAAGCCUCUGAUGGAGGCGGCAAAAAAAGAGGAGAACACCCUCGUACAGAGCUACGCUGCCACCUUCAUCGCCAAACUGCUGCAGCAGUGCAUCCACCGGACGCCCUGCCCCAACCCCAAGAUCAUCAAGAACCUCUGCAGCUCUGUGUGCGUGGAUCCCCUGCUCACCCCUUCCGCUGCCUGCCCCGUGUCUGUGCCCAUCAUCCAGGAGCACUCCAAAGGGGUUAGUUCUGAAAAAGAUGGCAUGCACCACUCUGUCAACAAGACUAAAGGGAUCAUAACUUUGUAUCGGCACCAAAAAGAAGCUUUUGCUAUUACUAGCAGGAGAGGUCCUACUCCUAAAUCCAUGAAAAGCCCAGCGACUGACCUCCCUCCGGGCAGUGCUGUCCCUGCUGAGGUGGAUGAGAGUAAAAAGCCAUGCCUUGUGCAGAGAAGAGGAGCUGAAUUUGCCCUUACGAUUAUUGCAAAGCAUUUUGGCCCAGAGUUGACUAAUGGGCUCCCAUAUCUCUGGGAUUCAAUGGUUGGACUUUUAAGGACUACUAUUGAUGUGAACAAUCCUGAUGUAAGGCUGCUGUUAGAGAAAGGUGAUGGAGCUGCUCAGGAGCUAGUUAAUUCACUACAAGUUCUGGAAAUCGCAGCAGGCUCUAUGGCCUCUGAGCUUAUUCCUUUGCUUCUGCAGCACUUGCCUCAUCUCUGCAUGUGCUUGCAGCACCCCUACACUGCAGUCAGGCACAUGGCAGCACGAUGUGUGGGAGUUUUGAGCAAAAUCGCUACUAUGGAAACAAUGAACAUCUUUCUGGAGAGGGUUCUUCCUUGGCUGGGGGCAAUCGAUGACAAUACCAAGCAAGAAGGAGCAAUUGAAGCAAUGGCCUGUGUGAUGGAGCAGCUGGACGUGGAGAUUGUGGCGUACAUCGUGCUGCUGGUGGUGCCCGUGCUGGGCAGGAUGAGUGACCAGUGUGACAGCGUGCGUUUCAUGGCCACUCAGUGCUUUGCCACACUCAUCAGACUUUUGCCACUGGAGGCUGGCAUUCAAGAUCCCCCAAAUAUGUCUGAUGAGUUGAUCAAACAGAAAGCCAGGGAACGUCACUUCCUUGAACAGCUUUUGGAUGGAAGGAAACUGGAAAAUUACAAGAUCCCUGUUCCGAUUAAAGCAGAACUUAGAAAAUACCAGCAGGAUGGUGUGAAUUGGUUGUCUUUCUUAAACAAAUACAAACUGCAUGGUAUUUUGUGUGAUGACAUGGGUUUGGGAAAAACCUUGCAGUCCAUUUGUAUACUGGCUGGAGACCAUUAUCUCAGGGCUCAGGAAUAUGCAAAGUCCAAAGCAGCAGACUGUGCACCUCUGCCUUCUCUAGUGGUUUGUCCUCCAACACUGACAGGACACUGGGUGGAUGAAGUGGGCAAAUUCUGUGCCAAAGAGUAUCUCAACCCUUUGCACUAUACAGGACCUCCCACUGAGAGGGCAAGGUUACAGCACCAAGUGAAAAAGCACAACCUUGUGGUAGCCUCGUACGAUGUUGUACGGAAUGAUAUUGACUUUUUUAGGAAUAUAAAAUUCAAUUACUGUAUUCUUGAUGAAGGCCAUGUCAUCAAGAAUGGAAAGACCAAGCUCUCAAAAGCAGUAAAACAGUUAGCGGCCAACUACAGGAUUAUUCUUUCUGGAACACCAAUCCAGAAUAAUGUAUUGGAACUCUGGUCGCUGUUUGACUUCCUGAUGCCAGGAUUCCUGGGCACUGAGCGCCAGUUUGCAGCUCGUUAUGGGAAGCCCAUAUUGGCGAGCAGGGACGCCAAGAGCUCCUCCCGGGAGCAGGAGGCGGGUGUCCUUGCUAUGGAGGCUCUGCAUCGCCAAGUCUUGCCUUUUCUUCUGAGAAGAAUGAAGGAGGACGUCCUUCAGGAUCUUCCGCCCAAGAUUAUUCAGGAUUAUUACUGCAAUCUCAGCCCACUGCAGGUUCAGCUUUAUGAAGACUUUGCCAAAUCUCGUGCUAAGGUCAGUGUUGAGGACACAAUAUCUACAACUUCGCUACAGGAGGAAAAUGACAAGCCAAAGCUUAAAGCUACAGGACAUGUGUUCCAAGCUUUGCAGUACUUACGAAAACUAUGCAACCACCCUGCACUGGUCCUAACUCCCCUACACCCUGAAUACAGGCGCAUUAUUGAACAGCUGUCUGCCCAGCACUCCAACCUCAGAGAUAUUCAGCAUGCACCAAAGCUCUCUGCGCUCAAGCAGCUGCUGCUGGACUGCGGUCUAGGAAAUGGAGGCUCAGCCGAAGGAGGGACAGAGGCUGUUGUUGCUCAGCACAGAGUUCUCAUAUUCUGCCAACUCAAGAGCAUGCUGGACAUUGUAGAACAUGACCUUCUCAAGCCACAGAUGUCCUCUGUCACCUAUCUGAGGCUGGAUGGCAGUGUGCCGGCUGGACAGAGGCAUUCUAUCGUCUCCCGAUUUAACAACGACCCAUCAAUAGAUGUGCUUUUGCUUACCACUCAUGUUGGCGGACUGGGCUUGAAUCUGACCGGAGCUGACACUGUGGUGUUUGUGGAGCAUGACUGGAACCCUAUGAGAGAUCUGCAGGCCAUGGAUCGAGCCCACAGGAUAGGGCAGAAACGUGUUGUUAAUGUGUACAGGCUCAUUACCAGAGGUACACUUGAGGAGAAGAUAAUGGGGCUGCAGAAAUUCAAGAUGAGCAUCGCCAACACCGUGAUCAGCCAGGAGAAUGCCAGCCUGCAGAGCAUGGGCACAGACCAGCUGCUUAAUCUCUUCACUCUGGACAAGGAUAAGACCGAAAAGGGAGAGUCGUCAGGUUCUUCGGGAAAAGCAUCUAUGAAGUCGGUGCUUGAUAGCCUUGGAGAGCUCUGGGAUCAACAACAAUAUGAUGCUGAAUAUGACCUAGAAAGCUUCAUGCAUUCUUUAAAAUAGCAUGCUUGUCUCAGACAUGUCUGAAUGGCUCACUUGACAUCUAUUCCCUGCUGAUAUUCAGCAUAUAGUGAACUUGUUUAAGUGUAUGCAAAUAUAUAUGUUUUGAAAGAAACAGAUUAACUUACAUAUUGAUAUCAAUGUUAUGGGUGAGACGUAAGAGGUGUCUUAAGAUUUUUGCGUUGCUCUGCAUAUGUACAUUUAUUCUGUAACUAUUGGCUGUUCAACAGAGUUGUGUGGCAUAAACUUGUGUACAAUGUCAGAUGGCUGUUUCUCAGCAUUCUUUACAUGAUCCCUGUGUUUAGGUUUGUUUCUUUAUCUUUAAAACUCAGUCUUACAUGAUGUAUUGUGUGUAUUAAGUUCAUUUCCAUUCUUGGACCUCUCAGGACAUGUUGAUUUUAAUGGUUUCCGUUGUUCUGAGACUGAGUCAACUGUAAAUAUGAAAAAUGUCUUCUUCAGAAACAGGCUGGAGUAAGACCCAGUCUUUUAAAAUUCUUAACAGAUACUUGAACAUCAAACCCCAAUGUUUUAAGUUCAAAGAACUAUAUUUUCUUAAAUAUGGUCACCAAGGGAAUCAUGAGCAUCACUUAUUGAUAACCUUCCUUUUUGUUUCUCAAUGCAAGAAGUAACUUGAAAACAGACUUGAUUCCUGUAGCCGUUUGUCCUCAGGAGUGCUGAGACCAGUGAUCUUCGCCAACAAGGAUAAUGUUUUCUGAUAGAUCCCUUGUGCUGUAACUGGUUUCUUACUAAUUUUAUAAUGCAUAGGAUUCUUCCAGCUUUGGAUCUCAGCUUUUCUUGUUUAAUUAAAGACAAAUGGGGAACACUCCUUUACUAUGUGCGAAAAGUGCUAUAUUAAAUAUUUUGGUGGGGUUUUUUUUGGUUGGAAAAAGCUGUUCCCUAAGAAUUUUAAGCAUAAAUGCUGAAAAGGUUUUCACCUCUUAAUGAGUUAUUCUAGCAGACUUCAGAGUGUUUGCUUAAGAAAGCACUAGCUGCAGUUACUCUAGUAAGUCAUGGGUAACAAUUUCAGUAACUUAAAAGGGAGGGUGUUUUAAAUCGCUGAUGUGUAAAUAUUUCUGUAAGUGCUGUUUUGUUAAAAGAUGAUAGAAUUAUAAUAAAUUCUAAAGAGCUUGUCUUGUAAGUUCUAA